This is a messenger RNA of Colletotrichum graminicola M1.001, 3612 nucleotides long. RefSeq names its product filamentation protein. The coding region runs from base 1 to 3612 and encodes 1203 amino acids. Gene Ontology annotation, molecular function: protein binding. The record is from RefSeq and is a predicted model, not a curated record. Lineage: Eukaryota; Fungi; Ascomycota; Sordariomycetes; Glomerellales; Glomerellaceae. The transcript is spliced from 4 exons.
AUGGCUCCCGACCCAAACAAGGCCGCCCAUUACAUCAAGGCCCUCGACGAUGCGAGAUGCGAGGGCAAUUGGAGCGCCGUCCCCGAGUUUGUCCGCAAAAUCAGGAAACAUGCCCCUGAUCGAACCUGUCUGACCCUGGCUGCCGAAACGGAAUGCGCCAUCGCCCAAGCCACCGACCCGUCUGGUGCCAGCCAACCUUCGACUGCCGUCUCCAAGGACCUCGAUGCCCCCAACGUGCAAUCCAAGUUGCAGGCCGCCAUAGAAGCCGAGACAAAGUUUCCGGAGGACAGAUUUCAGGCUCAGGUCUGCGUAGGCUUGCUGCAUUGGGUCUCUGAGGCGUUUGAUCAGGCUGUCGCCAGCUUGCCCCAGGAUAUCGAACAGGAGCUUGCGCAACUCGGUGCGACCGACAAGGUGUCGGAAUGGACCAACAUCAGCGCCCUGAAGGCUGCCUUCAUCAAGGCGGACUGUCUAGCACGCAACAACAAGACGGCAGAAGCACUCGUCGUCUUCGACUCUGCGUUGCCUUCGGUCUCAACGGCCUGGACUGGCCGCAGCGUUCCUAGGCAGUCCAAGGUCUGGUCCGAACUGUUCCUCACCGAGUACUGUAUGCUCCAUAGCGAAGCGCUCCGAGCGAACGAGCGGCCACUCGCGGAUCCAGACUCGCUUGCCUGCUUCCGAGCCUGGGCCAGGUACUGGGAAUCCAUGGCAGGGCCGGUCACGGGAGGCUGCGGAUACAAGGGCUCUGUGCCAAGGCGACAAGUCUGGUUGGAGUACUAUUUGGCAUUGUCCACUAUCCUCGAACUGGACAUACCAUACCCCACGGGCUUCCUCGAUAAAGCCACAGAGGAGGCUUCUGCGAGUAGUCAACUAAAGAUUGAGCUCAAGAAGACGGAGGCCGCGUACGAGGCCCUCCUCAUCAGCGAGACCAGUUUCCCGCGGGCGGACGAGACGAGAGAAGAGGUCGAGUCGUUUGUCAGGGUUGUUGUGAGGAACUGGUCUAUCCUCUGCGGUCGCGGAUGGAAAGAGCAGGAUCUUGGCCAGGGGGGCCGCGAGAGUCUGAGCAGAGGCGUUCUCGACACUCUUUAUGCCAUGGCGACCAAGACGUACCACUCAACCGCUAUUCUUCGCUGUCUCUUCACCGUCCAUCUGGCUGUAGCCGAGUUCGACCUGGCCUUCAAAGCUUUCGACUCGUACCUCGACCUCGUCAGACACGGGAAGGCCAGAGUCGACAAGACGGGUCAUCUGGAGGCCAACCUUGAUGACGAUGGUACCGUCCUUGAGACAAUGUCGCAGUGCGUUCUAGCACUAUGUCGCUAUGGCGGAACAGAAGCCAUCGAGAAGGCCCGCGUUAUCGGAAACGAGCUUGAGGAUUGGCUGGCGAGGCUUCCGCAGUUGAGAAACGGCAUCGAAAACGAGAACACGGUGCCGGAAGAGGAUGGCAAGACUGCCCUUCACCCCGCAAUUCGACCUCACCUGAUUGCCCUGUCUUGGCAAGCGAUAGGCCUAUCUCAGGCACACUGGUCGAGAACCACAUACGACGCGGCAUCGCGGACUGAGAUCCAGGCCAAGGCCAUCAGGUGCCUGAGGAAAUCUCUGUCCCCAGAGUUGGGUCGCACUCGGGAUGUUCGCAGUCUGUUUGCCCUCGGCCUGCUCCUCGCCGAGAGACGAGAAUUGACCCCGGCAAUCGACAUUGUCAAAACGGCGCUGAUCUCCAAUAAAUCGGCAGACGACGACCAAGAUCUUUACCACGGUGCAUACUGGCAGCAACGCUCACUGGUCCCUCUCUGGCACCUGCUGGCUCUGUUACUGAGCGCAAGGCAGGACUAUAACAUGGCGGCCAAGGCCUGUGAGGGCGCUUUCGACCAGUUCGGCGACCCCUCUGUCUUGUUCGGAAGACAGGAUCUGCACUUCAAGAGUGAGCACCUCAAUGAGGCUGAAGCUCAGGAUGAGAAGAUCGCCAAUGAGCGAAGGGGGGCCGUAGACGAUAUGGACGAUACCGAAAAGGAGAGCAUUCUCGAAGUGAAAAUGACCCAACUUGCACUUCUCGAGCUGCUCGAAGGGCCCGAUGUCGCUGUCAACGCCGGCUCCGAGUUGAUGUCACUAUUUAUGCGGUUGUUUGGCAGCCUCGAAACCAAGCCAACUAUGCAACCGCCCAAGACGGUCGACACCGUGGUGCUAAGGAGUUCGGCUGGCACACUGAAAAGUAUAAGGGGGAGCAUCUUUGGAUCCACGCGAACACGGCAAGCCAGCAUCGCCGAGAGUGAGAAGACGGCCACCCAAUCGCGCCCUCAAACGAGCGCAACCAGCAUCGCGCCAACAAUACACGUCACGCAAGAGAUUGAAUCGUCCACAGAGAAGAAGACACGGCGACUUUCCGGCGUGUCACGUCGGGCAAGGAGCGAAUCGGGUAAGAGGUCCAGCCUUCGCAAGCGAGAUAGCAGCGGCGCUCGCAAGAGGACGGCAAGUGUCAGUAGCGCUGGCACCAAUACCCACGCGACUGUUGUGGAUGGUGAAGUUUUCUUCACUCCUGCGGACGAGCUGCAGCAAUCCGAAUUCUUCCCUCUUUCAGGCAACCGGCAAGCCUCGACGGCGUCUUCUGUCUCCCGAGGUCGCUCUCUUCAUCACCUGGGAUCGUACACAUCCCAGAAGUCGAGGUCGACGAAUUUCUCGGAAAUCUCUGCCAGCGGCACUUACACCAUCUCUAACCCACUGCCCCUGAUCCACUUCCCCUCGGAUACCCAGCGGAGGCAGAGGGCAGUUCUCCUCGUCAAAGUAUGGCUAAUGAUUGCGGGGUUUUACCGACGUGCCGACUUGUUUGAGGAUGCGAAAGGCGCCAUCUCGGAGGCGCAGAAGCUUGUGGGUAUGCUCGAGGCCGAAGUCGCAAAAGACCCGACAGGCUCCUUGUCCAUGAGAGGUAACACUUGGGCGGAAAGGAAGGGCGUUGACCAAUUGCUGGGAGACGUGUGGGCUGAGCUAGGUUAUCUCUCUCUAGUUAAGGGGUCGCCGUACUUGGCCCGGUCAGACUUCGAGAUGGCACUAACCCACUACCCCGACCACCCAGCAGCCAUUGUGGGAUUGUCCGACAUCCUGCUCGACAUCUACAGCGAGAAGGUCCUCCCGCCUCCGGCGAUUCCCACCCUCAGCGUGCCCGAGGACGUCUCCAAUCUUUACCUUCCGCCCUCAGACCUACCCAAAUCGGCGAUCCCUCAAUACGGCUUGCCGUCGGAGCCUCUCGGCCUAGGCUCCCACGCAUCGGGCUCGGGAUUCAUCAAGACCGACAACGCCCAGCAAUCCGCCACGGCCGCGUCGUCGGACAAUUCGCUGGAUAGGACGGAGUCGGAGGAGAAGCUGCCGGUUCCGUACAAGGCGACCUCGAUUCCCAAGAUCGACCGCCUCGCCGCCCGCGACCGUGCCUAUGGGCUGCUGUCGUCACUGACAAAGCUCGGCAGCGCUUGGAACAACGCGGAGGCCUGGUUCGCCCUGGCCCGGGCUCACGAGGAGAGCGGCCAGAUCGACAAGGCCAAGGAGGUGCUCUGGUGGUGCGUCGAGCUGGAGGAGGGCACCGGUGUGAGGGAGUGGCAGUGUCUUGGAAGCGGCGGCUACGUGCUUUAA